AUGCUUCUCUUCGACGACGGGUCAGGUGCCGGCCACGCUCUCCGCAAGCGCAGGAGUUUCAUCUGCGGGUGCUGCGACCGGCGGUACAUCAACAAGAAGGAUCUGAAUAAGCACGUGACGUACAGCUGCGGCAAAUCACCGCGCUUCAAGUGCCCUUAUUGCAGCAAACCUCUCUACAGUCGCACCUGCUACGUGCCGUCGGCCACCAGUUGUCGGCGACGAUACUGCGGCAGGCCGCUCACCACGACGCGCGGCAACUUCGAGUGUCCCAAGUGUCGCAAGACCUACAAGUGGUACCGCGGGCUGCACAGGCACCUCGAGUACGAGUGCGGCAAGUCGCCACGCUUCCAGUGCCCGCACUGCCCCUACGCCGGCAAGCACCGCUCGCACGUCUACUCGCACAUCAAGACCAACCAUCAGAAUCGGCCGAUAUACGCCGUCGACAUGCAGCAGGAUCCGUUCCUGAAGUGGUUUCUACAGAGCGCCCGCUGCAGCCAGAAGACCGCGUUUUAUCGCCAUCCCUGCCCGAACUGCCAUCGCAGUUAUAAGCACCGCAGUCACAUGAUGCGACAUUACAGAUACGAGUGCGGCAUACUGCAGCGAUUCGAAUGCCCGUAUUGCAAGCACCACCUGCGGCAGCGCACGCACGUCUGGACGCACAUACGCACGUUCCACCCGAAUAGCGAGCUUUAUUGCAUCGACGUCGCCACUAACGCGAAGCUCUCCUGGCAGGAAUAUCGAAAUGACUAA
Linepithema humile (Argentine ant) is the source of this 750-nucleotide messenger RNA. The record is from RefSeq and is a predicted model, not a curated record. Lineage: Eukaryota; Metazoa; Arthropoda; Insecta; Hymenoptera; Formicidae.